AAUGUGGUGCAUGGUGAAGAAGGUGUGAUCCUGCUGGUGUGCACUGCCCGGGCUCUCUUGAGUCGGGGCCAGAAGCUGUCAUCUCGCCCCUCCUGAGACAUCUUUGCUCCAGGACCCAGGUGAUCCUCAGGUGACAAGGUGACGAGUUCUCACGUCCCAUUCCAGAUUUGAACAGCACGAUGGGGUGCAAAGUUCUGCUCAACAUUGGCCAUCAGAUACUGCGGCGGAAGGUUGUGGAUUGCAGCCGGGAGGAGAGCCAGCUAUCUCGCUGCUUGAACACUUUUGACCUGGUGGCGCUGGGGGUGGGCAGCACGCUGGGUGCCGGCGUGUAUGUCCUGGCUGGAGCUGUGGCCCGUGAGAAUGCCGGCCCUGCCAUUGUCAUCUCCUUCCUGAUCGCAGCGCUGGCCUCGGUGCUGGCUGGCCUCUGCUACGGCGAGUUUGGUGCUCGGGUCCCCAAGACAGGCUCGGCCUACCUCUACAGCUAUGUCACUGUUGGGGAGCUCUGGGCCUUCAUCACUGGUUGGAACUUAAUCCUCUCCUAUAUCAUUGGUACUUCAAGUGUAGCAAGAGCCUGGAGUGCGACAUUUGAUGAGCUGAUUGGCAAACCCAUUGCGGAGUUCUCGCGGACGCACAUGGCUCUGAAUGCCCCUGGAGUGCUGGCCGAAAACCCAGACAUAUUUGCUGUGAUCAUCAUUCUCAUCUUAACAGGACUUUUAACUCUCGGUGUGAAAGAAUCGGCCAUGGUCAACAAAAUAUUUACUUGUGUCAAUGUUCUGGUCUUGGGCUUCAUUAUGGUGUCAGGAUUUGUGAAAGGAUCAAUUAAAAACUGGCAACUCACAGAGGAGGAUUUCCAGAACUCAUCCAGUAAUCUCUGCUUGAACAAUGACACAAAACAAGGGAUAUUUGGUGUUGGUGGAUUCAUGCCUUUUGGAUUCUCCGGCGUCCUAUCAGGGGCAGCAACCUGCUUCUAUGCCUUCGUGGGCUUUGAUUGCAUCGCCACCACAGGUGAAGAAGUCAAGAACCCUCAGAAGGCGAUCCCUGUGGGGAUUGUUGCAUCUCUCCUGAUCUGCUUCAUUGCUUACUUUGGAGUGUCUGCUGCCCUCACACUCAUGAUGCCAUACUUCUGCCUGGACAAGAACAGCCCCCUGCCUGACGCCUUCAAGCACGUGGGCUGGGAAGGUGCCAAGUAUGCAGUGGCCGUCGGCUCCCUCUGUGCUCUUUCUACCAGUCUUUUAGGUUCCAUGUUUCCCAUGCCUCGAGUUAUCUAUGCCAUGGCUGAAGACGGACUGCUAUUUAAAUUUUUGGCCAAAAUCAACAAUAGGACCAAAACACCAAUAAUCGCCACGUUGACCUCAGGUGCCAUUGCUGCUGUGAUGGCCUUUCUCUUUGACCUGAAAGACUUGGUGGACCUCAUGUCGAUUGGCACUCUUCUGGCUUACUCUCUGGUGGCUACCUGUGUGCUGGUCUUACGAUAUCAGCCAGAGCAACCUAACAUGGUAUACCAGAUGGCUAGAACUACCGAUGAGCUCGAUCAAGUGGACCAGAAUGAAUUGGUGAGCACCAGUGAUUCCCAGACAGGCUUUUUACCAGAAGCAGAACGGUUUUCUUUGAAAACCAUACUCUCACCCAAAAAUAUGGAGCCUUCCAAAUUCUCCGGGCUGAUUGUGAACAUUUCAACCAGCCUCAUAGCAAUUCUUAUCAUCACCUUCUGCAUUUUGGCUGUGCUUGGAAAGGAGGCUCUGAUAAAAGGGGAGUUGUGGGCAAUCUUUGUGCUUACCAUAUCUGCACUUCUCUGCUUCCUGGUCACAGUCAUCAUCUGGAGGCAGCCUGAGAGCAAGACCAAGCUUUCGUUUAAGGUGCCCUUCUUGCCUCUACUUCCCGUCCUAAGUAUCUUUGUGAACGUCUAUCUCAUGAUGCAGCUGGACAAAGGCACGUGGGUCCGGUUUGCAGUGUGGAUGCUGAUAGGCUUCAUCAUCUACUUUGGCUAUGGUUUGUGGCACAGUGAGGAGGCGUCCCUGGCCACUGACCAAGCAAGGACUCCUGAUGGCAAUUUGGACCAUUGCAAGUGACACGCAGCCCUACUCCCAGGGGUGGCAGCAGCCCGAGGGAUGCCCGCAGAGGUCCUGGGAGCACCUCGCUCCCCCCACCAGUGCAUCAGGACCCACCCACAUCUACAGAGCCCCAAUGCAGCAGAAGGUGCAGCUACUUGAAAUGCAGCCUCGGCCCACAACCCGUGUGUCCUGCCUAGACUUGCUCCACGUCAGGUGCACCACAUCCCAGUCACCUCUGACAGCUCCCUGGUGGGGGCCACUUGGCUGCAGCUGGCCACUGUGGCUCCUGACAUCCCUCUGAACAAAGCAAGCGGCUCCCGUCCUCACCAGCUCCGUGCCUGUGCUGCUGUGUCCUCAGGCAGAAUGGAGGUCACCUUCUCUUGUUACUUUGAAAAGCCAGGCCUCCCUCCCCAGGGACCAUUCUGGUAUUAAAAACAUCCAAACUCCAGACUUUCAGUAGCCAUCUCCCCACUCAGCCCCAGAGGCCAACCGUAGAUGCAAGACAAGU
Molecule: messenger RNA, 2559 nt
Organism: Canis lupus familiaris (dog)
Lineage: Eukaryota; Metazoa; Chordata; Mammalia; Carnivora; Canidae
Gene: SLC7A1
Product: solute carrier family 7 member 1
Biological process (GO): transmembrane transport; amino acid transport
Cellular component (GO): plasma membrane
Molecular function (GO): amino acid transmembrane transporter activity
Source: RefSeq, marked provisional